Manis javanica (Malayan pangolin) is the source of this 3924-nucleotide messenger RNA. RefSeq names its product probable C-mannosyltransferase DPY19L2. Gene Ontology annotation, biological process: spermatid development. Gene Ontology annotation, molecular function: mannosyltransferase activity. Lineage: Eukaryota; Metazoa; Chordata; Mammalia; Pholidota; Manidae. Gene Ontology annotation, cellular component: nuclear inner membrane. The record is from RefSeq and is a predicted model, not a curated record.
AGCCAGGGGGCCGCGUCCUUACGCCCCCCUUCCGGGUUUCGCGGUCUCCUUGACGACCCAGCGGCCAGCAACGGCGGCGGGGACCAGUCGUUGAGCCUGUGAGCGGAGCCGGUCCUCUAAGGACCUCGCCCAACUGGGCCUGGCCAGCGCCGGAGAGACUCGGCUCCGUACGCGCAGGGACUAUGAGAAAAUGGUCGGGGAAAAGAGGAAAAAGCUCAAAGAGGCGGCUCCAGAGCCGUUACACUCUCUCCGCUCCAGGCAGUCUGGGCGCCGUCGCAAGGCCACCGGAGCCCGGGAGCCCGAGACGGAGGAGGAGCCGCAGGGGAAGAUGGAAAAGCCCAAGAAAACUUUGCCCGUAGGCAGGGGCAGCCUGCCCCGGGGCGCCCGGCAGUGCUCUCCGCGGAGGUCCCAAAACCUGAAGGCGCAGAAUGUGCGACCGGAAGUGGUCACGAGGACCCUGCUCGGCCGCUUCCACUUCUUCAGCAGUUUACUGGAUCACCUCCGCGACAAGGUGCAUCUAUUGAGACAUCAGUUCUUGAGCAGGACCUACUUCACCAUAGCUGCCUUUUGGGGAAUUUUGCACUGGAAACAUUUAAUUACACUUUGUGAAAAAGAUCGUCAUUUUUCUCACCUCUCAUCUUUGGAACGGGAGAUGACUUUUCGCUCUGAAAUGGGACUUUAUUAUUCCCAUUUCAAGACCAUUAUUGAAGCACCUUCAUUUUUGGAAGGAGUGUGGAUGAUUAUGCAUGACAGGCUCACAGAAUAUCCCCUUGUAAUUAAUACAGUGAAACGCUUCCAUCUUUAUCCAGAGGUGAUUAUAGCCUUCUGGUAUCGUGCAUUUGUGGGAAUAAUGGAUUUACUUGGACUAGAAACUAAAACGUGCUGGAAUGUCACCAGAGUAGAACCUCUAAAUGAAAUUCAAAGCUGUGAAGGUUUGGGAGACCCUGCUUGUUUUUAUGUUGAUGUGGUUUUUAUUUUAAAUGGAGCAAUGAUGGGAUUGUUCUUCAUCUAUGGUGCAUACCUGAGUGGGACUCAACUUGGAGGUCUAAUUACAGUAGUUUGCUACUUUUUCAACCAUGGAGAGGCUACUCGUGUGAUGUGGACACCACUUCUCCGGGAGAGUUUUUCAUAUCCAUUUCUUGUAAUUCAGAUGUAUGUUUUAACUUUUAUUCUCAGGACCUCAGACAAUAGUAGAAGGCCUUUCAUAGCCCUCUGUAUUUCCAAUGUUGCUUUUAUGCUUCCCUGGCAAUUUGCUCAGUUCAUACUUUUUACACAGAUAGCCUCACUGUUUCCCAUGUAUGUUGUGGGGUACAUUGAGCCAAACAAAUUUCAGAAGAUCAUUUAUAUGAAUAUGAUAUCAGUUCUCCUUUGUUUUGUGUUGAUGUUUGGAAAUCCAAUGUAUCUAUCUUCUUACUAUUCUUCAUCUUUGUUAAUGACAUGGGUGAUAAUUCUAGAGAGAUAUAAAAUUCAAAGAUUGAGAGUAUCUGAACUGAACUUUUGGUUGAUUCAAGGCUCUGCUUGGUUGUGUGGAACAAUCAUUUUGAAAUUUCUGACAUCUAAAAUGUUAGGUGUUUCAGACAAUAUUCGCAUGACUGACCUUAUAAUAGCCAAAAUCUUAAAAUAUACAGAUUUUGAUACCUUAAUUUAUACCUGUGCUCCUGAAUUUGACUUCAUGGAAAAAGCGACUCCACUUAGAUAUACAAAGACAUUAUUGCUUCCAGUUGUCAUGGUGAUUACUUAUUUUAUCUUUAAAAAGACUUUUCGUGAUAUUUUAUGUGUCUUAUCUGCAAAUACUUAUCAAAGAAAACAGCUCCUUGAACAUGGUGAGCUAAUUUUUCACACUUUGCAGUUGUUAGCAUUUACUGCCCUUGCCAUUUUAAUUAUGAGGCUGAAGCUGUUUUUGACACCUCACAUGUGUGUUAUGGCUUCCUUGAUAUGUUCUCAACGGCUCUUUGGCUGGCUUUUUUGCAGAGUCCGUUUUGAGACUGUUAUCUUUGCCAUUCUAACAUUGAUGUCAAUACAAGGUUUUUCAAACCUCCAUAAUCAAUGGAGCAUAACAGGAGAAUUUAAUAAUUUGCCUCAGGAAGAACUGCUACAAUGGAUCAAAUAUAAUACCAGACCAGAUGCUGUUUUUGCGGGUGCUAUGCCUACAAUGGCAAGUAUCAAGCUGUCCACUCUUCACCCUAUUGUGAAUCACCCACAUUAUGAGGAUGCAGGCUUGAGGGCCCGGACAAAAAUAGUUUAUUCCACAUAUAGUCGAAAAUCCGCAAGAGAAGUGAGAGAUAAACUGUUGGAGUUACAUGUGAAUUACUAUGUUUUAGAAGAAGCAUGGUGUGUUGUGAGAACUAGGCCUGGUUGUAGUAUGCUUGAAAUUUGGGAUGCGGAAGAUCCUUCCAACACAGCCCAACCUCCGUUAUGCAGCAUCUUGCUCAAGGAUGCCAGGCCUUACUUCACCAAAGUAUUUCAGAAUAGUAUAUACAGAGUAUUAAAAGUUAACUGAGAACGAGGCUGUCUAUUACACUGUGAUGCAAAGAAGUGAGUUAAAAACAAUCAUUUUGGCUUAUUUUCAUUAAUAAAAAUCACAAACUUUAAUAAGGGAGCCCUAAAAGGAGAUAAUAAAAAUGAUUUACUUUUUCUCAUUACUAAAAGGUAAAUUAUUUCAUUCUUUUCUAUUGAAUGUCAGCUUUAUUAAGCUUGUCAUUUAAAUGGUUAAAUAAUUUCAUACUGCAUAAACAAAUGUUCAUCUUAGAAUUUUAAAGAAAAAUAUAUGUAAAAGAACAAUAAAAUCAAGGAUAUGUGAGUCCUUUUGUUUCCAACUAAGUGAAUUGUUUUAGAUUUUCCCUGGUACCAGGAUAUAUCAGCUCAAACUCUUUAAAGCACUUAGAAUAGACUAAUGCAGUUUCUGAAAUGACACUUCCGUAAGAUCCUGAUACUGACCACACUUCUUUACCUCUGUGAGGAAAUUUGUUUGUAACCAUGUGUCUAUUAAGGUUGUUUCUGCUUUUUUUUGUUUUUUAAGGAAAGAUCUUUAAUAGCUUUUAAUAACUUUUUUCUUUAAGUAUUUCAACUUAAGUAUUUUUAAAAACAGCUUAUUUUGUAAUGUUUUAAAUCUCUUGAAAUUUAUUUACCCAACCAGGUAAGUAUUUUCCACUGGUUAGUUCUCAACCGAAGUUCCCAACAAGUUGUUAAUCUGUCUUUGUAGUCCAGUGGUUUCUCUGUAAAUAUCCAGGUAAAAUAAAAUUGCUGUGGCAUGCAACCAAAUUUGAGAGUUAAACAUUAUCAGAAAAGAAGUUCCAGUUAAGUUUAUCAAAUGAGAUUCUAAGAUUCUGUAUCUUGAAUGAUGCAAAGGCAUAUUUAUCUUGAUAACCCUGUAGCUCAUUGAACUAGUCUUUCUUUCCUAUCACCAUCUUUUGUAAUAAUACAUUUUUAAGUCCUCAUUAAUUUUUGGUUUUUGAUGAGGAAGGUGAUGUUUAAUAAAUCUCACUCAAUAUAAAACCUACCCAACAAUAAUACUUUGAAAAGUGGUAGUUAUCUUGAAGGUACCAUUGCCAAAUGCAAAGAUAAACAUUCUCUUUGUCUACCUGAUAGACAUUAAAUAGGUCACAUCUGUAAUAUUUAAUUUUGUAUCAACUUUAAUCAUAUUGAGAGUCUUUAUAAUUCCCUUAUGUUCUUGCCCUCUGCAUUUGAGGUAACAAAAUGACUUAAUUCCAUAAAUUAGUUCACAUAUAGUACAUAGGAGAUUAUACACAGGAUUAUAAUUAUUUUUCAACUUUUAUAUUUGUAAAAUAUUUUAAUACAAGAUACAAAACAGCUGAUAAAGCAUGCCACAUUUCAUUUAUAUCUGCAUUUUCAAAUAAUUUAUUUGGUGUAGGUACAGGGAAAGAAGGAAAGGAAACAACACCUAACAUUCAUAAAAAUUAAAAU